Molecule: messenger RNA, 405 nt
Organism: Symbiodinium sp. CCMP2456
Lineage: Eukaryota; Dinophyceae; Suessiales; Symbiodiniaceae
Source: the annotation of a GenBank genome assembly
AUGGCGCAGGCAUGCACAGCCGAACCAAUGCGGCUGUCCUUGGGGAGCUGCUUGCAAUCCUCAGGAAGAGAUCCAAAGCACACAGUUGGUGCAAACCAUGAGAGGCAGGCUCCUGCCUCCUGCCGGUGCUUCUCUGACAAACAGUUGGGAAGUCCCAUGGAGGUUGAUCAGCAUCCUUGGCCAGCUGACCACAUCCUGCCGAGCAUGCAGAAAACAGUCUGCAUUAUGGGGGAGGUGCUUGAGGUCUACCAUGGUCAGACCAUUGUGGGCAGAGGCCAGUCGCUGCCAGCCUUGGUACACAUGCAGGAGCAUGUCGAUGAGCUUUGGACAUGGUUGCGUGACAGUGCAAGCCGAUGGCAGGUUUGGAUGAUGUCUUGCUGCCUCUGCGGCAGCAAGAGACCUUAG